Molecule: messenger RNA, 291 nt
Organism: Parnassius apollo (apollo)
Lineage: Eukaryota; Metazoa; Arthropoda; Insecta; Lepidoptera; Papilionidae
Source: the annotation of a GenBank genome assembly
AUGCCGUCUCAAGACAUGUGGUGUGAUGACUAUCAUGUAUUCUUUGACUCCAGAAUGGUUAUCACUCAAAAGCAAUCUAGUCAUCUGCAGUUGUCUCCAACUCCAGAAGACACUCCCAUCGAGUUAGAUAUAAGAGAUCCAAUCUCUGAAUGCUCCUCCCACUUAGGAAGACGGGCAAUUUACUGGUCUCAGCGAGGAUUCUUUUAUCAAUUAAGUUAUGAGGGGUCUCCUAGAAACCCUUUCCAUCAUCCAGGAAGGACCUCAAAUCCGUGGGUUCGAACAAUGAUGUAA